Messenger RNA from Colletotrichum karsti, 1431 nucleotides. RefSeq lists its product as uncharacterized. The coding region runs from base 1 to 1431 and encodes 476 amino acids. The transcript has 2 exons. Gene Ontology annotation, cellular component: membrane; intracellular membrane-bounded organelle; cytoplasm. Gene Ontology annotation, biological process: sphingosine biosynthetic process. The record is from RefSeq and is a predicted model, not a curated record. Lineage: Eukaryota; Fungi; Ascomycota; Sordariomycetes; Glomerellales; Glomerellaceae.
AUGGCGGAGUCAAAGCCGCCCACGCCGCCCGAGGCACCCGCACUCGCGGCCCCGACGCCGGCGACAACAACAGCAAAACCGGCCACAACAAAUGCUCUCCCCUCCUCCUCCGCCGCCGAAGCCUACAAGGCCCCGAAUCCGAAUCCGGUCUGGCAGAUGCUCGGCAUGCGCGGCCCGCCGAAACGCCUGCCCUCCCGCAACUGGAUGAUCUUCCUCUCCAUCACCGGCGCCUUCUCCGCCGCCGUCGUCUACGACAAGCGCGAGAAGAAGCGCGCCACCGCCCGCUGGGCCCGCGCCGUCGCGCCCCUCGCCGCCGAGCCCGUCGCCAACCCCUCCCAGCUGCCCCGCAAGCUCACCGUCCUCCUCGAGGCGCCCCCCGGCGACGGCCUCCGCGUCGCCCAGGACCACUUCCUCGAGUACGUCAAGCCCAUCCUCGCCGCCUCCGGCCUCGACUGGGAGUUCGUCCAGGGCCGCGAGCAGGGCGACGUCCGCGCCGCCGUGGCCGAGAAGAUCCGUCGGCGCAGGUCCCGCGAGGAGAGGCCCGAGCAGGAGCUCCUCCCCACCGAGGAGAACCUCCGCGACGCCGUCCGCCAGAAGAACGCAAUCCCCGAAUUCGACGGUCCCGCCGGCGACAUCGUCAUCGGGAGGCACACGUGGAAGGAGUACAUCCGCGGCCUGCACGAGGGCUGGCUCGGCCCGCUCGACCCGCCCCCGAAGCCCGAAGAGCCCCCCAAAGAAACGACGCCCGAGACCGGCGCCGACGGCGAGGAGAAGAAGAAGGAAGAAGAACCCAAGAAAGAGGAGGAAGAGAAGAAGAAACCCUCCCGCCCGCCCCAACCGGUCCCCCACAACACCACGGACGACUACCCGACCGCGCACCUCCCGCUCCUCAUCCCCUCCGAGUUCUCCCCCUCCGAACCCAUCCCCUUCCCCCACGUCCUCGGCUUCUCCGCCACCUUCACCCGCCUGCGCCGCUUCCUCACGCGGCGCCGCCUCGCCGACGACGUCGGCCGCCAGGUCGCGGCCGUCUGCUUCGCCCACGCCCGCGAGUACCGCGAGGACAUGUCGACCUCCUCCCCCGACGAGGAGCCCUACGAGCAGCAGCGCGCGCUGGCGCACGAGGAGAAGGACUGGGCCAAGAGCGCGUGGAAGAAGCCCGAGGACGCGCGCGACGACGAGGAGAGGGCCGAGCUCUCCACCGAGCGCGUCUGGACGUCCCCCGUCGUCGUCGACCCCCGCAUCGCCGGCCGCAUGCGCAGGUUCGAGAUCCGCCCCGAGGACGAGGAGCGCGCGCGCGCCAUCGAGGUCCCCGAGACCGAGGUCGAGGGCUGGAUCAAGGGUAGCCUGAGGUCGUUGGGCGUCUGGGGGUGGGAGUACUUCGUCGCCGGCGGGCCCAAGGGGCCGAAUGUCGGCAACAUUGACGACGAGUGA